Messenger RNA from Sphenostylis stenocarpa, 990 nucleotides. The record is from the annotation of a GenBank genome assembly. NCBI's taxonomy places the organism in Eukaryota, Viridiplantae, Streptophyta, Magnoliopsida, Fabales, Fabaceae.
AUGACAAUAUCUGUUUUCUCAGUUCCGACGCCUCAGUUGUGCAUCUACAAAAACUCAUGGCCAGCUGCAAUUUACCCGUCUCUUUCUUAUUCUUCUUCUAAGUUAACUGUUCCACUGUGCUCUCCUUCCCCUCCUACUUCUGUUAUCGAAGAGGGUGCUUCUCCUGCACCAGACGAUAUUCCCGUUGUUGAUCGCUCAGAAUUCACGAGCGGUUGUACUGCAUGUGGAAGAGAAGAAAUAGAGAAAGGAUGCAAUGGUGAAGGAAGGAUUCAGGGUGGGAUUGCAACAGUACCGGGGUUUGGGUGGUGGCCUAUAAAGGCUUACAGGCCAUGCCCUGCAUUUGUAGCAUCUGGGGGUAGGUACAGGCGGCAAGGACAAAGCAUGGACGAGGUUGUCUCUGGAAGUGGUAAAACACCCACAGUAAGAACUGCCAGUGACUCGAAGACAAGAUUGUUUGUGUCAGAGAAAUCAGCAGAGUGCAAAAUGGACGAUUCUGAAACCAAACAACGAAUUGAGGAAACUGUUCGCAGGAUUUUGCAGGAGUCGAAUAUGGACGAGGUUACGGAGUCCAAGAUUCGAAAGCAGGCUUCCGAGCAACUUGGUCUCAACCUGUCUCAGCCUCAUUUCAAGGCCUUUGUGAAACAGGUCGUGGGGGCUUUUCUCGAAGAGAAGUUACAAGAACAAGAAGCACAGCAGCCACAAGAAGAAGAAAUUGACGAGGAAGAAGUGGAAGAAGAACAAGAAGUUUCCAAGGGCAAGGAGUACGAUGAUGAGGGCGAUCUCAUCAUCUGCAAGCUUUCAGAUAAGAGAAGGGUGACCAUUCAGGAUUUCAGAGGGAAAACAUUGGUCUCCAUUCGCGAGUACUAUAAAAAGGAUGGGAAGGAACUUCCUACUUCCAAAGGAAUAAGUUUGACCGAGGAGCAGUGGUCAGCCUUUAAAAAAAAUCUGCCUGCCAUCGAAAAAGCCAUCAAGAAAAUGGAGUCUCGUUGA